Messenger RNA from Trypanosoma rangeli, 3750 nucleotides. Its product is annotated as ribosomal rRNA-processing protein 12. The record is from RefSeq and is a predicted model, not a curated record. NCBI's taxonomy places the organism in Eukaryota, Euglenozoa, Kinetoplastea, Trypanosomatida, Trypanosomatidae. Bases 1 to 3750 code for a protein of 1249 amino acids. The transcript has a single exon.
AUGAAGCACCAAGGCGAGGGUGCUGGUGGGAGGGCACCCCUCAAGAAUACGCGGAAGAGCGCAAAUAUGAGCCGUCAGAAACUCUUGCAGCUGCGGCGUCAAGCGCUGGCGGUGAAGCGGCAAAAGGCGGAGGUGCAGAAAGCAGAGCUGAAGAAGGCGGCGUCGAGGCGCAUCCAGUCGGCAUACAAUAAAAAGACACAUAAGGCAUUUGACCAUAGCAUUCUGAAAUGCGUGCAGGGCGGACUGGUGGAGUCGAUUGAAAGCCUUGGCGAGACUGUUAGUCCGCUGUCGCUUUUUAUGGCUUCCUCUACCGCCCUUUCACGGUCUCCAGAGAAGCACCACAUUCCAUACAUUCUUGCAAUCGCAUCGGCCUGCGCACCUCGCCUGAGUCAAGGUGUCUUGCUGCAUCAGCUAGAUUCCGCUAUCACAUUAGCGGAGCAAAUUAUCGCGGAAAAUGUGGCAAGUAAUUAUCUUGUUGUGGUCAAGGCAAUGAAGUUUGUUCAGCAAUUGAUUUUAUCCAUUCAACCUCCGUCCAUGCAGAUACUCGCAUCUUUUUCUCGUCUGGAGCCAAGCAAACUACAGGUUGACACCAUGAAAAUGUACAUGGUAACCUUUCGCAAACUCCUGGAACGUGCGGCUCUAAGCGAGGCAUCGUCGUCAUCAAGUUCACAUUCCGUUCGUGAUGAGAACACAGGUGCCUACAUACUGGGUGAGAACCAAAAGUUUUUUGUAGAGGCCUUGCCGCGAUUUGUAAAAUUGUGUGUUUCCAACUUCACAGACGCGCCUGUUAGUCUUGUCUCAUCGACGACGUCAGAGCUUGCUGGGCUUUUCCAGCGCACCCUCUCGCCGUACAUUGUGGAGUCAGUGGGGGGACGUGAGAUGAUUGACAGCAUUGUCUCCACCCAGCUGUUGGAGCUGUUGAAGCCACACUGUCAGCUAUACUGGGGGUACGCACUUGAGGUGAUGGAAGCAUUUUUUGACCGGCUAAAUUAUCUCAAGCGCACUCCUUCUGGGGAUGCAAUGCCUUUUAUGCAGCGUUUUCCUUCAUUCCCAUUUGUUCUCCGCGUACUUAACAAACUGCGCACCAUGGACGACUCAAAACUAAAUGGGAAGAUUGAGCGAGUGAUGGUGUCUAUUGGGAAAGGCAUGCGUGUUCAGGAAUUUGUGAGUGUUAUUUCGUUUGAUCCGCGUCGAGCACACGACGCUGAGCUCCACGCCACCGACGCUACUACCGAGAAGGAUGCGUGGGCCACUAGUUACGUGCUAAACAUCAUUCGACGCAUUGCACCGCACGAUUCGCUACCUUUCUUUGUUGAGCACUUUUUCCCACUUAUUCAGUUCUCUCGCAGUGUCGCCUUGGAGUAUGAAAAACAGCAACGUGUGGAACUAGCUAACACGUGGACGGCGUUGCUGCAGCAGUAUUGGCGUGUGGGUGUCGGCUUCUGCCACUACCCGCGAACCAUCACAAAGGAGUCGUUUCGUGACGUUGCAAAGCAGUUGGUGGGCCUCUUGUCACAUCCGCUCUUUGUGGACACCAGUGCUACCGCCCUACACGUCCUCUGCGACGGCUACCACGAACUUGGGACUACGGAGUCGCUGGAAGAUGAAACUGCGAGCGACAACAACGCGGAUGACAGGGAGGAGCGCUUGUAUGAGGAUCAACGGGAAACCGGUACGCGGGGGAAGCGUGCACUGCCAAUGAAAAACAGUCUUGAAGAUGACACACACUUUCUCUCUCUGAAUGAUCCUACGUGGAACCGCCACGUCUAUCAUGGCAUCUCUCAGGAGGCCGCUAAGGAUGUGUGCGAAAAUGUCAUUGCGAAGUUUAGCGCCAAUAUUAUGCCGAAACUUUGCAACACGUUUGAGAGUCACGACUCGACAGCCGUGUUGUUGGCAAUUCAGAGUUUCUCACGCGUCUGCACACCGGAUGUCAUGCAGGUCAUUCUGAAGGGCAUUCUGGACCUUGGCACAAACAUUGCACUGCAGACGCAAGAAAAGGAUCUUGCUGCGGGGAAGAAGCCGAACCACACACCAUUGACCGGAAAACGUCGCAUGAUACUUGACAUCUCGUGCGCCGUCAUCGCUCAGCUCCCUGUGGAACAUGUUGUGACACUUUUCAAUGACAUCAUUGAGCCAGUCUUGAUGGAUCCGGCACCCGAGUCCCGUUUAUUGCAGAAAAAGGCGUACAAGCUUUUGUUUGCCAUGUUUGAACAUCGUAUUAAAGAUAUUUUCCAACUAUUCCCUCGUAUCGCUGGACUUCUCACGGUUGGACGUCAACAUGUCACAAUUUCAGGCAUAAAAAUGCGGCUACGAUGCCUUGUAUGGGCUCUUGACGCCUGCAAGAUGUACCAUCCAGAGCAGAUUGUCCCUAUGAUUCGGACAAUUGUGGGAGAAACCAUCAUGCUUUCCCGUGAGCGUUCUAGUGAGACACGUGCCGCCUCAAUGGAUCUUUUAGAAAAGAUGCAGCGUUACCUCGUCGGCGCUGGUAAUCCGGUGAAUAUGCUUUUGCAUUUGGUGCUUGCCGGGUUUUCAGGGAAAACACCAUGGAUGGUUUCAAGUACAGUGGUGGCCAUGGCAAAGCUUGUGUAUAUCACCCAUCAGGAAUUGCCAGAGGCAGACCUUGAAGGCGCCAUUGCACUAGGGUUUCGCAUGAUGGAGUCCGCCGAACCGGAUGUUAGGUCCUCGGCGGCGAUGUUUGCACGGAUGGUAUUAAAGCUCAUGAAACGAUGUCCACGCGUUGCAGCAGCGAUGGAGAAAUCACUACCCAAGCUGCUUCUUGCCAUUGCUCUCACGACCUCUCAGCCACGUGUUUCUAGCAACAUUCGUCUGCAGAUGCGGGUGCUGCUUGAGAAAUGUAUCAAACGCUUUAGUUUUGAGCGUCUGCACCCCAUUUUCCCCAUUGGUUCGAAGAACUUCCUUUGCUACACGCAGAAGAUGAUGCGACGGGAGCAAAAGAAGGAAGAACGGGAGCUUAAGAAGCGUAUUGAUGAUAAGAAAAAUGAGUUUGAUCGUCUCUUCCUCGGGGCUGUGAUGAAGGCUGGAGCUGAGGAUGAUGCAGAGCGCGAUUUACUGCAGGCAGGAGCCUUAACAAGCUUUGUGUCUGCGUACACCGUGCCCUCUUUCGCCGCGGCAGCGGAUGCGGAGGACGACGGGGAUGAACUUGACACCAUGCACCUUGAGUUUCAGGACGGUAAGCUGCACAUCAUGAGCAUUGAGGAAAAGCGCCAGCAAGUCGAGCGUCAACGUCGACAGGAAAUGGCCAAUCGCCUGUUACACCGCGGGAAUCAUCUGGCGCAUGCAGACUCGCUCAACGAGCGGGCGCUGGGCAUGCGCAGCAAGCGCUCUCGGUCAGAGGCCGAGGACUUUGAGAAUGACGAGCUUCUGCUUCGGUAUGGCAGCAAGAUUAACAGCGAGUCGGCCCAAGGCACGAUAUCUACGGCACAGUCCCGCGUUGGCCCCGGAGUAAACCAAAUUGAAAAGCUGCGAGACCAGAAGCUUGAGAAACGGGAGCUGAAGCGGAUGCGAGUGGAGGAGGAUAUUCGCAAGGGCGAGGAGUUCAAGGGAACCGGUGAGGGUGACGUGCGGCGCGGCAAUGUGGCACCGUACGCCUACAUUCCGCUAAACAGGCAGUACAUGAAUAAGCGCCACCAGCGGGAGGCGCUGCAGCGACUCAUGACGGUCGCUCAUCCACACGUGAAGGGAAACAAGGCCAAACUUGCCAGUCGCGCCAAAAAACGCCACAGUAAGUGA